AAAGACGAAAUGGUGAACUUAUACAGGUGCAGUAUGGUUCCCGGUGUGUUGUUAGCAUUCGCAAUCCUUCUGUCGGUUUGUGCUUCUGAAGGAGGCAAAUGUAUUGAAACUCGCUCAUCUUCCAUGAAGUUCUCAAUUCUAAGUCACAGGAACAAAACAGGCCACUGGAUAGCUCAGGUAGGACUGCAACAUGGUGGAAAUGAAGCAGACAAGGGACCGUCAUGGGAAGUGGAUCUGGAACACACCGUCACUUCUUGCGACAGCCAUGAUUCCAUCGAUAUAAAGGCGACUUUAACAGCACCGCCUGAUUUGCCUACGCCUGGAUACGAACUCUUUCCUCUUAUGGGCUAUUACAAGUUUCAUCCCAUUGGGCUCACCUGGAGAGAUGCUCUGCGGGUCUGCGCACAAGAAGGGGCUCAUCUAGCCGUUAUAAAUUCGCAAGAGGAAGCUAACCUCAUCAAAAGCUUGUACGACUUGCAUCCCAAAGUGCAGAAUUCCGCAGACAACAAUAACGCCUUCCUCGGAUACCAUGACUUUUACAUCGAGGGACAAUUUGAAACUAUAUUUGGACAGUCUCUGAACACCACGGGGUAUAAGAACUUCACACCUGGACAGCCGAACAAUGCUCCAGUGGGCACAGAUCCUGAGCAAGACUGCGGGGGAGUGACGCGCGCAGGCCUGCUGAACGACCUGCCAUGCAACAGCCGCUAUGCCUUCUUCUGCGAGAUGGAACUGCCCAAGUGAGAGCUCGAAGAAUCUAAAAUAGUGGACAAAGAUUUAUGUUUCAGUAUUUGUUCCCGUCCCAUAUUUGUGUUAUUUAGAAAAUCACCGCUUUUAAAGAGUGCUUACUCCUUAAUAUUGCAUCCAUUACUAUUAUACUGUGGGGCAUGGGGUAGCGUAGUUGGAUGAGGCACUAUGCUACAAGCCGGAUGGA
Molecule: messenger RNA, 934 nt
Organism: Cryptotermes secundus
Lineage: Eukaryota; Metazoa; Arthropoda; Insecta; Blattodea; Kalotermitidae
Product: hemolymph lipopolysaccharide-binding protein
Exons: 5
Coding region: 10-744 (244 amino acids)
Source: RefSeq, a predicted model, not a curated record